GCUUGAUAUGCUGUCUGAAACCCCUACAGACAAUGUACAAACCGAUAAGGAUAAUGUUGUGGAAUCUAAUCCAAUAUCCAGCCCAGCUGUAUCGGGAACCCCUUCACGGAGCAAGAAGAAAAGGAUGAUUAUUGAAGAUGACUUCUUCUCAUUGAGCUCAUUCUCUGAUAAAAAGAGCAAGAAGAAACAAAAGGCUAAGAAACAAAAGUCAACAGAUGGUGAGAGCACAUUACCUCGAUCAGAAGAGUUAGUGACAGACAAAACAGAAAAUAUUGUCAACUCGACGCAAGAUGUAGUCGAGCCUAAGGAACAGAUAGACAAACCCUCAAUAAGUACACCACAGACCUCUGGUCCUGAGGUAGAAUCUAGCAAAUUGACAGACACUUUAGUUGUCAAAGACUCGACGCCUAGGCUCGAGAAUCUCAAAUUGCAGGAAUCCCCUCAAAACCCAAACAAUAAUGUGAAUCCUGAUUUGAAAAUAAGCGAAGAGGACGAGUUAGAUAUGUCCUUUAUCAAUAGUCUCGUUGAUGACCAGGAUGAGGAUGCCUACAAGUUCUCUGAAGAGAACGAGAAGAAAAGAAUGUACAUCAUUAAAGUAUUCACCAAACUUGCGACUCCCAAAAACUAUGAUACUACCGCAAGCUCUGACUUUGGUGCAAAAGGAACUAAAUUAUUUGGAAAGAUUUUGGAAGCAAUUAUUGAAAACUUCAGGUCACAAUUUUCAAGAAGGUUAAAAGCUCCCGAAUUAAAACAAUAUGACAGUUCUCUCAGCAGCUUGAUAUGGGUUGAAGGUAAAAUGGAAAUCAAGUCAUUUUUUAAACCAAGUACCCUAAGAAUAGAGCCGCCCCAACCUUUUGAUAUCCUAGCUGAUGAAGUGGAAUCUAUGGCACCAACUUUUCUCACCUGCAUUCUAAUUCCAAAGGAGAAUGUUACGAACUAUUUGCAAAUCUAUCCUGAGUUCAAAGCAAACAGAACAUAUAUCCCAAUUACUGAUAUUCCUUUGGAAACUAAAGAAAAUGAUUUGGAAGACUUGUUGAGUGAAGAGGAUAAUGAUGUUGUGGUCAUAGAUGAGGACUCACCAGCACCGGAACCAAGUAAAGAAACCGUAUCUAAAGAUGCUUUCUUUGUCAUAGGCUUAAAGGGAAAGGAUAAUAAGAGGAUAGAGGUAGAAGUAUCACCUCAAACUCCACUUAGAAAGCUCUUGAUCCAUUUUUUGAAAGUCAAAGAGCUCGACCCCAGCUCUGUUGACUUUAACAAAGUUAAAUUAAUCUUUGAUGAUGAAGUUUUGGAUUUGGAUGAUACAGUGGAAAACACAGAACUAGAAGAAGAUUUCGAGGUUCAGGUUGUAUUAUAAUAACGAUGACUUAGCACACAGUAAUUUUACCACAUAAUAGAAGUAUGUAAGGAUUCUUACCUCUUUGGCGAAAGAAUCAAAGAAAGAAUAUGUAGCGCGUUUUCGUAUUGCAACAUUAUAUCGGAAC
Messenger RNA from Suhomyces tanzawaensis NRRL Y-17324, 1481 nucleotides. RefSeq lists its product as uncharacterized. NCBI's taxonomy places the organism in Eukaryota, Fungi, Ascomycota, Pichiomycetes, Serinales, Debaryomycetaceae. The record is from RefSeq and is a predicted model, not a curated record. The transcript has a single exon. The coding region runs from base 8 to 1354 and encodes 448 amino acids. Gene Ontology annotation, molecular function: protein binding.